Messenger RNA from Mangifera indica (mango), 2477 nucleotides. Its product is annotated as U-box domain-containing protein 10-like. Gene Ontology annotation, biological process: protein ubiquitination. Gene Ontology annotation, molecular function: protein binding; ubiquitin-protein transferase activity. The record is from RefSeq and is a predicted model, not a curated record. Bases 395 to 2266 code for a protein of 623 amino acids. NCBI's taxonomy places the organism in Eukaryota, Viridiplantae, Streptophyta, Magnoliopsida, Sapindales, Anacardiaceae. The transcript has 4 exons. Gene Ontology annotation, cellular component: nucleus; cytoplasm.
UCAGAUUUCACAGAAGACAAGCACAACCGGAAACAGUUGGUGUUCAUACAUUGUAAGAGAAAGUCAAGUCAAGAAUAACAAGGAGGAGUAGAAGCCAGAGCAACAAGGUGGUUUAUGUAAGAAAAAAAAAUAUAUAAAUAUAGGUUAAUGUGUUGUGUUGUGUUAUGCUGUGUUUUACAAUUCAUCAUAUUCCAAAUCCAACUGUAUCCUCUUGUUCUUGUUCUUGUUCUCUUCUCUUUCUUCUCCGCGAAUCUCGCUCUGUUUUCACUCAUAUACUCGCCUUUUAACUCACCCCAUUGAAGUAUUUACUUAAAAACCUUCAUACCCGGAUGGGCUUUCUCUUUCUCUCUUUUUCUUCUUCUUGUUGAGGUCAGUUAGCUAGGUGAGGAGGAAGAUGGCCGGUGGAGCCUCCAAGGCGGUGGGGGGAGUGCUGGAGGUGGUGGGGGAGAUUGUGGGGAUGUUGGGGGAAAAUGGGAAUGGAGGGCUUUUUAAGAAAGAUUGUACGGAUCUGGUCAGAAGGAUUGCUUUGUUGAAGCAUUUGUUGGAGGAGAUUAGAGAUUGUGGAAAGCUUGAUGAAUUGAAUAACUCUGAGUCUUCUUCUUCUUCUUGUUCUUCUUCUUUGUCUAAAGGGAGCUGGUGGAACGAUCUGGUGCUUUCCCUGCAGGCUGCUAAACGACUUCUCUCUAUUGCUGCAAAUUUUGCCUCCAGUGAUUCCUCUGAUGUUGCUGCGAAGAAGAUCUCGUUUCAGUUUCAAUCUGUGACAUGGAAACUAGAGAAAGCAUUGAGGAACAUACCGUAUGAUCGUUUUGACAUCUCUGAGGAGGUUCAAGAACAGCUUCAUCAUCAGGUUGCAUUGGUGAGAGCUCAGUUAAAGAGAGCUGCAGAGAGAUAUGGAUCUUUAAAGUCAAGGAAGUUUUUUCAUGUAUUAUCCCAGCCGCUGGACAAGGAAGGUAGUAAUACUAGUGAUGAAGUUGUUGUAGAGAAACAAGAUCAUGCCCUAGAAGGAAUCGAUUCGGAAGCUGAUGUUGCAGACCAGGUGUUCGAUAAAUUGGAACAGUCGCAAAGCCCUUCUUUAUCAUCUGAGUUAGCGCAGGAGAAGCCCGAUGCCCUUGCGAUUCCAGUUGAUUUUCUAUGUCCUAUAUCUUUAGAACUAAUGAGGGAUCCUGUUAUUGUGGCCACAGGACAGACGUAUGAACGAUCGUACAUACAGACAUGGAUAGACUGUGGCAAUGUAACAUGCCCAAAAACUCAGCAGAAGCUCCAGCAUUUAACGCUGACUCCAAAUUAUGCUUUGAGAAGUCUAAUUACUCAGUGGUGUACAAAUCACAAUAUCGAGCAGCCUACUUGUGUGGUGAAUGGGAAGUUAAAGAAGAGUGAUGGCUCUUUUCGUGAUGUUAGUAGGGAUGUAGCAGCCAUUGAGGCUCUGGUUCGCAAGCUCUCAAGCCGGUCAGUUGAGAAGCAAAGAGCUGCUGUGGCUGAAAUAAGAUCACUAUCCAAAAGAAGUACAGAUAACAGGAUACUAAUUGCAGAAGCAGGGGCGAUUCCAAUUCUUGUCAACCUUUUAACAACAGAUGACACUGUGACACAAGAACAUGCUGUGACUUCAAUUCUUAAUCUGUCGAUAUACGAAGACAACAAAGGACUCAUUAUGCUUGCUGGUGCCAUUCCUUCCAUAGUUCAAAUCCUGAGAGCUGGAAGCAUGGAAGCAAGAGAGAAUGCAGCAGCAACCCUUUUUAGCCUAUCACAUCUGGAUGAGAACAAGAUAAUAAUUGGUGCAUCAGGGGCGAUACCAGCUCUGGUAGAUUUGCUCCAAAAUGGGAGUUCAAGAGGAAAGAAAGAUGCUGCAACUGCAUUGUUCAAUCUUUGCGUUUAUCCAGGCAACAAGGGAAGGGCUGUAAGGGCCGGAAUUAUAUCUGCUUUGUUGACAAUGCUUACAGAUUCGAGAAAUUGUAUGGUUGAUGGGGCUCUGACUAUACUCUCAGUGCUUGCAAGUAACCAAGAGGCGAAAGUUGACAUAGUGAAGGCCAGCACAAUACCCGUAUUGAUAGACCUUCUGAGGACCGGUCUUCCACGCAACAAAGAAAAUGCAGCUGCCAUUUUACUCUCCUUGUGCAAGAGAGACAAUGAAAAUCUUGCCUGCAUAAGUAGGCUUGGUGCUGUCAUACCACUGAACGAGCUUGCGAAGAGUGGCACGGAGAGGGCAAAGCGAAAGGCUACUUCACUAUUGGAGCUUCUGCACAAAUUACAGCAACUUCAACAGGCGUAGUUUGUAAUACAGAUUUAUAUUCCAAUUUUUCUUCUUCUUGAUUUGAUUCCAAUUAUUUUGACAAUUACUGCCACACCAUUCCUUUUUAUUCAUGAAUCUAAAGACAUGAGCAUAUGAGAGGUAUAAGGAAAAGCCAAGUCUCAUUGCUCUUUGUGUAUGUAUUUAUUCAAGCAUUUGACUGUGUGUAAAAAAACCCACUUGACAUUUUUCA